AUGGAAGCCAUUCAAAACUCAAUUCAAACAAUGACUGACCAUUUUAACACUCAAAUGGCAGAAUUCCAGAAGAGCUUGCAAGGAGCUAUUCCAGCUGCAAGUCCCACUUCCAAUAUUGCCGGGCAAUUCAAUGCAUUUAGAGCCUUUGUACUUUCUGCACUUGCCGGACUCCAGCAACAAGUGGAACUUCUUGCUAAACAGACAGAUCAGCUGGAGAUGCGGAGCAGGAGAAAGAUGUUGUUGGUGCAUGGAGUUCCUGAGGGUAAUAAUGACAAUUUGUUGACCACAGUGACUUCUUCAUUGUCUAAUCACCUCAAGCUACCUGACUUACAGGAAGACUGCAUUAGUCGCUGCCAACGUUUGGGUCAGCCCAAAGGGGACAAGCCCCGGGCUAUUUUACUUAAGUUUCAGGACAUGCCAACUAAGAAUCAGGUCUGGUAUGCUAAAACAUCCCUCAAGAAUACCGGUAUCACCUUGUCUGAAUUCUUAACUAAAGAUAGACAUGAUGCCUUCAUGGCGGCCCGGCAGAGGUUUGGGGUGUCCAAGUGUUGGACAAAGGAAGGCCUCAUAUUGAUUGUUGGGGAAGACGGUAAACGCCACCGAGUCACUUCCAAGGCAGAGGUAAAUGCUAUCCCCCAAGCUAACAGUGAUGUUCAAGUUCCAACUACUGCUGAACCGUCUGCUGGGGUGUCCAACUCAAAGACUACUUCCGCGGCGCCGAAAGUCGUUAAACCGGCGGUGAAGACACCAAUGAGGCAGAAAAGGCUCGCUAGAAGAUAAACACUAAGGCUCUU
Molecule: messenger RNA, 794 nt
Organism: Pararge aegeria (speckled wood butterfly)
Lineage: Eukaryota; Metazoa; Arthropoda; Insecta; Lepidoptera; Nymphalidae
Exons: 1
Coding region: 1-780 (259 amino acids)
Source: RefSeq, a predicted model, not a curated record